This is a messenger RNA of Vicugna pacos (alpaca), 2010 nucleotides long. RefSeq names its product ER membrane protein complex subunit 10 (gene EMC10). NCBI's taxonomy places the organism in Eukaryota, Metazoa, Chordata, Mammalia, Artiodactyla, Camelidae. Gene Ontology annotation, cellular component: EMC complex. The record is from RefSeq and is a predicted model, not a curated record.
UGCGGGCCGUUCCUCCCGGCGUGCCCUGCAGCUACCGCCCCUUGCCUGGUGGGAAGGGGCCGAAAUGGCCGUCGCUGGCGCUGGGCCUACUCAGCUGCUCCUGCUCCUGCUGAUGGUGGCAGCAGUCCCCAGCCGGGCGCGGGACAGUAGUUGCCGGUCCGGGGCCGCUGUGCGGGGGGCUGGGACGGAAGGUCGAGAGGGCGAGAGCUGUGGCACCGUGGGGCUGCUGCUGGAGCACUCAUUUGAGAUUGAUGACAGUGCCCACUUCCGGAAGCGGGGCUCGCUGCUCUGGAACCAGCAAGAUGGUACCUUGUCUCUGUCGCAGCGGCAACUCAAUGAGGAGGAGCGGGGCCGACUCCGGGAUGUGGCAGCGCUGAAUGGCCUGUACCGUGUCCGGGUCCCGCGGCGGCCUGGGGCCUCUGAUGGCCCAGAAGCCGGAGGCUAUGUCUCCUCCUUUGUCCCUGCGUGCUCCCUGGUAGAGUCACACCUCUCGGACCAGCUGACCCUGCACGUGGAUGUGGCCGGCAACGUGGUGGGCGUGUCAGUGGUGACGUACCCCGGGGGCUGCCGGGGCCAUGAGGUGGAGGACGUGGACCUGGAGCUGUUCAACACCUCUGUGCAGCUGCAGCCGCCAGUCCCGGCCCCAGGUCCCGAGACAGCCGCCUUCAUCGAGCGCAUGGAGAUGGAGCAGGCCCAGAAGGCCAAGAACCCCCAGGAGCAGAAGUCCUUUUUCGCCAAAUAUUGGCACCUCAUCCUGGGGGGGGCCUGUUGCUCACAGCCCUGCGUCCUGCUGCCCCGGGGCCCACGCUGCAGCCACAGGAGGCCUGAUGGAUGUACAUCAUUCCCGUGGUCCUGUUCCUCAUGAUGUCUGGAGCACCAGAUGCCGGGGGCCAGGGUGGGGGCGGGGGUGGUGGUGGUGGUGGGGGCAGUGGUCGGUGAGGGGCCCAGGGCCCAUAAGUGCCCCAUCUUCUUUCGCCCAGGAGACACCCUUCCCGCCCGGCAGGCCCGUGUCCUUGGUCAUCCUGGGAAGAACUUUGACCGCCCCUCUAGUCUCCUCAUCCCAGGAGGGUAGGUGGGCUCCCCACCCCCCCAGGAGUCCCUUCCCUCUGGACCUCGGCAUUCCUGUCGGCAGAGGGGUGGCUGGAUUCUGGGUCCUGCUGCAUCCCUUCUGUGGCCCUGCUGUAGGUCCAGAGGCUUCCCUUUGCCACAAGAUUGAGCCCAAGCUCCUAGUCCAGCUCUGACCUCGUGUCUAGUACCUGUUCCCCCAACAACCACCCCGCCCCAAGCCCCAAGCCCUACAGUUUGGGAACAUGCCAGGUUCUCUCCAGCCUCUGUGCCUUUGUUUAUGGUCUUACCGCCUUGACUGGCCCUGGCCAGGCUAGAUGGUCCCCCUAACUUGUCUGACACUGGAUUGGGAUGCCCACCUCCUGUCUAUCUGCCCUUUAGGGUACCCUGGGGCUCCUCGAAGCCCAGAGCCUGGCACAGAGCAGGGGUGGGCUGGUUGUGGGCGUCCCCUGCUCUGUUCCACUGCACAGCCUUGCCCCCUGCUCUGGCCUCUAUCUGCUGAGUUUGAAUAAUUGCCAUCAGGAUGCCAGGCCUCUGGGCUUGAAGAAAUGAUGUUGAAAGUCAAAACAAAACAAACAUUUAGUGGAAUCAGGGGCCCUGAUGAUAUAAAUAGAACCCCUUCCGCCACCCAGAUGUCUUCCCUAGGACCCUGCCAGGUCUUUGUUAUUUAUCUCCCCUCCUCCUCUUGCCUAUUUAAAAACAUUGACAGGAUAAUAUAUUAAAAUAGACAGACGUUUUGGAAAGUUAAAACUUGCAGCAACCAAAUGGCAGCCGUUGACUUGGCCGCAAGGUGGUCAUGAUAUACAAGCUUUAUUCCGUUGUUUGCUGCAUGCAUUAAACAAAAAAAGUGGCCACUGUGUUGUGUAGCAGUUUAUUAAACUGCCCCCCAAAUUUCAGCGUUCAGCUUGCUUCCUGCUUUAUGUGGUUAUAAAUAGCCCGACAGCC